This is a messenger RNA of Quercus lobata, 1137 nucleotides long. RefSeq names its product receptor-like protein kinase FERONIA. Gene Ontology annotation, biological process: protein autophosphorylation. The record is from RefSeq and is a predicted model, not a curated record. NCBI's taxonomy places the organism in Eukaryota, Viridiplantae, Streptophyta, Magnoliopsida, Fagales, Fagaceae. The coding region runs from base 1 to 1137 and encodes 378 amino acids. The transcript has a single exon. Gene Ontology annotation, cellular component: plasmodesma; plasma membrane. Gene Ontology annotation, molecular function: transmembrane receptor protein tyrosine kinase activity; ATP binding.
AUGGAAGGUAUAUCAGAGUCUAUUUCAAAGUUAGUGUGGACGUUCGGGAAGGGAAGGUCAGACAAAACAAAACAAUUUUCAUCAGUUCUUCCUGAGGGAUUAUGCCGUCGAUUUUCACUCGGUGAGAUCAAGAAAGCUACCAAUGACUUCGCUGACGAUUUAGUAAUUGGUGAGGGGAGUUUUGGCAAAGUCUAUAAGGGUUUUAUUGAUGACCGUGGCAUAAGCGUUGCAAUAAAGCGUUUGGAUAUCGACUCAGUUCGCGAGUUAACGAAGGAGGUGGUGUUGCUUUGCCAGCUACGCCACCCUAACCUCAUCCCUUUCAUCGGAUAUUGCAUUGAUGAAGGCGAAGGGUACCUUGUCUACGAAUUCAUGGUCAAUGAAAGCCUGGGCCAACACAUCUACGGCACUGACCACGAUCCCCUCCCUUGGAAACAAAGACUAGCGAUUUGUAUCGGAGUCGCGCGUGGACUGCACUAUCUUCACACUGGGCUAAAGCGUACUAUUAUCCUCCGUGAAGUGAAGACGAGCGUUAUUCUGUUGGACCAGAAAUUGGAAGCCAAGUUGGGAGAUUUCCGGUUGUUCAAAAUGGGUCCCCCGAGUUUGUCAAAGGCUUUAAUUAGGAUCGAAUCUCAUGUGAGGGGUACUUACGGAUACGCUGAUCCCGAGUAUAUCCAGCACGGGGUGCUGACCGAUAAAUCCGACGUCUACUCUUUCGGUGUAGUACUGUUUGAGGUACUCUGUGGCAGAAUUGUAUUGAAUAAGAGAUUAGAAGUGGAAGAACAGCAACUGAUUAGCUGGGCUGGCAAAUGUAAACGAGAAGGAACCAUCAAUGAGAUAAUUGAUCCGUAUCUGAUGGGGAAGAUAGCUCCAGAGUGUUUCAAGAUUUACGUUGACAUUGCGAGUUCUUGCGUGCGAAAAAAGGCAAAGGAUCGUCCCACAAUUGGUGAAGUGGAGGUAGAAAUUGAACAUGCACUGCAGUUGCAAGAGAGCGCAGAUGCUGCAAGGAAGGAUGGUGAAUAUGACUAUCCCAUUGAUGGAUUAACCUGUAAUGAUUUUCCGGGAGAAUCUUCUCCGAUUGAGAUGAACAGAUAUGGCAGAAGUGCUUCAGAUAGCACCGAAUUGUCCGAGGAUGAAUAA